AUGCCUAUGUUUCAUGACCAGUACGUAGUCUACGUGGCAUAUCAACGCCUGCUUGGCGACCGGACCCUCGGUCCCCGUUUGCUCAAGCAUGAUCCAUCUGUAGUUUCACUCCCAAGGGUGGCGCACAAUACCGACGGUAAGCGGUCCAAGUCGGUGCUGUCACCUUUCCGUGAUGGUGCCACAAAGCCGGUGUUCGAGAAGUAUGGGACCGUCCCUGACAUGCUCGCCAUGUCGCACGCGAGCGACGCUGGCCUCGCCACUGCUCCUCGGCGCCUCUCCAUCCGCGGAACGUUCUUCUCCGACCUCUACCCAGAACUUCUACUUGGGGUCUGGGAGAAGUACGUGGCUUUCACGGAAGGGAACGAGGACGUCAAGGUCAGUGCCGUCCUAUGGGACCUGACAUCUCCGGCCAAACUCGCAGAAGUCGAUGUAGACGCCACUGCGCUGAAGACGCGUGAGUCUCAUUACUGGAUGGCUGUUCAAAGCAGAUCCACGACUGACGCAUUCGUCGCCGCUGUGCGCGAGAUCACCGCGUCCACUGUAGCCUACGUGUGCGAGAAGAACGCGCAACUUUCUUGCCGAGGCCUCGGCUGGUUCGUCAAUCUCUGCGCUGGUGACGAAAAGGUUGAGGACGUGUUUGGGCGGCACUUGCCCCGCCUGCGUGAGGCGAAGCGGAACUAUGAUCCCGAACAGAUAUGGAAGAAGGGGGUUUUCGCUGAUGUAUGA
Molecule: messenger RNA, 726 nt
Organism: Peniophora sp. CBMAI 1063
Lineage: Eukaryota; Fungi; Basidiomycota; Agaricomycetes; Russulales; Peniophoraceae
Source: the annotation of a GenBank genome assembly